UGAUAAUCCGUUCUCCCUGACUCCAAUUCAUUUCCCCACCCUGCAACUUUCUACAACUAUGGGUAUCGCUGAGAGUAAAAUGUUGGCCCACAAGGCUCUUGCCGCUUGUGCGGCGGUCGAAAAAGAAGACAAGGGAACGCUAGACCACGUUUCAUUCUGGCAAGACAAAGAAGCUUCAAGGGCUGCUAAGAAGAUUAUAAAACAUUUGCCUAGGCAUAUUCGGGGAACCCAGGGUCGCCAAAACGCUGCGGACAGAGCCAGUACCAGGCGCCUUUCGAAGAUCGUCGUUCCAGACGUCGUCAGGGACUUGAAGAAAAUCCCUGCCGGGGGCGUGGGACAGAAGCACCUACAUAAUUACACCAACACUGCUUUGGCUCAGGAUACAGCACUAUUUGAACAGCUAACGCUACAAUGUCCCCUAGCUGGAUGCUACAUGAUAGUGGUUGAUACUGAGAAGAAAAAGGACUUGAACAUUAUCCGUCUGCGGUUGUUGUACGUUUUGUUCCAUCGCCUGAACCUAGAAACACAGAGGCGAUUCGGACAAGCAGUAAGCGAUCGCUUAGCCCAGAUUAUUCACGCAUCUGGGCUCGUUACAGAUACACUCGAGACCGUCGAAGGAAGACUGGGAAGUUGGAUCGAUAGGGGAGCGAGAUAUGAGCUACUAGCAAAUGAUCUAGGUGGGCUAGGAGUCCUGUUCGUCCUCCCUGACGAUGUUCCCGAAUCAGUCUGGGUGAAAGACCUUCCCAAAAAUGCCAAUAAUAAACGCCGUAUCUCCAUGUUACAAAUGAUGGAGAUGCGAGACGUCAAUACCGCGUCUGAGGGCUUCAAUGAGAUUGCCGAUGCGGAGAUUCGCAACCUAUGGGACCCGAUAAUGAUCUCUAUCAAUGCCGUAAUGGAGCUGCCCCCAGUACAUUGUCCGGAUCCAGGAUGGCUUCUAUCGGGGGAUCAUCGAUUAAAGGAUAUGCUAUAUCAUGGCUCGGCUAGUGACCAGAACGAAGAUGCCCAAGAACUACUGAGGUAUACUGAUGAGCGAGAUUUGGCUUCGUGGUCGAGGAACAACAAUAUUCACUUGCACACAAUGACCGAUUACGAGCAGCAAAAUCUGAACCUUUCCGCACCAUGUAACGCCGAUUCGUCAUCUGAAAUGUCUCUCUUGAAAGCUCCUGCAGAGGACCCAUCGUCUCGCCUGUGGUUCCCUGACACCACAAGCUCAAUGGCAUCCUUCAACAUCCUGCCGGAUCAGUCCUCUCGAACCCUCUAUUCUUCGUCUCGAUGUAAUGUUUACCACGACCUAGAAAGCUUCGCCAUGUUUCCCAAUUUGUCCUCUGAACCGACGCAACCCCUAUUUCCAAGUGAAGUCUACCACAAUCUCGCUUCCUUCGCCGUAUCCACAAAUCCAUCGUCCUAUGGAUUUUUCUCCACGACUUCACCUAAAAAUGAUAGCUAUUUUGCAGACUACCCUACCCAUGCGAUGACCGCCCAUCAACCUUAAGCCAUGGACCAGACAGAUAAUCGGGCUUGCGGAUCAAUGGUAUUUGCUCCUUUGCCAAACAACCGAAGGAACCUAUCACCUGUCGCUGAACGACCACCCGUCCUGUACAUCAACAGGACUGUCAUCUUCGGUAACGCAUGAUAUGAUUAUAGAAGCGAUGCGAUCGGGUUGUUCUCCAAAGAACACAAAGGGCAAGGCAACUGCAGUCUGGGUCUCAUGUCCACUACAUGUUCAGUCUUCAUGUACAUAUUUUAACCUUCUCGAAGUGGUCGGCCAGAGACAGUGGAUUGCCUAUCCAGG
Molecule: messenger RNA, 1792 nt
Organism: Aspergillus ibericus CBS 121593
Lineage: Eukaryota; Fungi; Ascomycota; Eurotiomycetes; Eurotiales; Aspergillaceae
Exons: 4
Coding region: 59-1492 (477 amino acids)
Source: RefSeq, a predicted model, not a curated record